UCGUAAUUGGGGACUGGAGGAGUAAUGUUAAAGAAAAGUCCACACUUCAAGAGUCUCUAGCAACCAUAUAUACACUAACGCCUCUUUUUUCUGUUCCUCCGAUAGAGCUCUCUCUUAAAAAAUGUGUAGGGGAACAAACGUUCUGCUAAAAUGUUUUACAAUCCUCAUCUUUCUUCACAUUUCUCAAACAUGCAAUGCUAGGAAGAGCAGACACUGUGAGCCUUCCACUUGUGGCGAACACUGUGCGCCUUCCACUUGUGGCCAUAUCCAAAAUAUAAGCUAUCCUUUUCGUUUAAAGACCGAUCCAAAACAUUGCGGUUUCUCAGAAGCUGAACUAGCUUGUGAAGAUAACAAAGCCGUUAUAUCGCUGUUCUCCAAGAACUUCGAAGUGCAAGCCAUCAACUAUGAUAACCAGACACUUCACCUGAUAGAUCCAACUAUACAAAAAGAAGAUAUGUGCUCUCUAAUACCUCCUCAGCGUACCUUCCACCAAUACGAUAGUUACCAUUUUCGUCCAUAUUGUAACUACAUUAAUGGAUCAGAACGUAGUAUUAAAAGAGCAGCAGAGCCUAUAUUCAUGUUCACCUGUCCAUUUGUUACUAAUACAUUUCUGGAAAUUAGUGGCUGUGAAUUAAGCAAACACACUUAUUUGAAGAUUGGAGAAAUGAAUGCAUCAGAAGUCAGUGAUGGAUGCAGAAUGCAACUCAUAGCCAUGACUUCUUGGCCUAAUUUUAAAGAUGGCAAUAACAUUUCCCUUUUUGAUUUUCGUCAAGCAAUCAUCUAUGGCUUUGAGCUUUAUUAUAUCGGAUUUAAAGAAAGUAUAUGGUGUAUUGGGUGUAUUGAGAUGCAACUUAAGAUUUUCACAGGGUAUUUGGAAUUAAGAUUUGUGAUUGGCGUACCAUUCAUAAUUGUAUUUCUAGUGAUCAAAUUCAAAAGGAGGCAUCUGUCGAUGUUUGAUAUGAUUGAAGGCUUUUUACGAACACAAAAUAAUUUCAUGCCAAUCAGAUAUAAUUACUCCAACAUAAAGAGAAUGACCAGAGGGUUCAAAGAAAAAUUGGGUGAGGGAGGAUAUGGCAGUGUAUAUAAAGGAAAGCUUCGAAGUGGUAGGGAUGUAGCAGUAAAGAUGUUGAGCAAGCCUAAAGCUGAUGGUCAAGAUUUUAUGAAUGAAGUAGCUACCAUUGGAAGGAUUCAUCAUGUCAAUGUGGUCGGACUCGUGGGGUAUUGUGUUGAAAGAACAGAACGUGCUCUUGUAUACGACUUCAUGCCCAAUGGAUCACUUGACAAGUACACCAUCUCCAGUCAAGAAGAAAGGCAUCUGUUAAGUUGGAAGAGGAAGUAUGAGAUUGUUCUUGGAGUGGCUAGAGGAAUCGAAUAUUUGCAUCGAGGCUGUGAUAUGCAAAUUUUGCACUUUGACAUCAAGCCACACAACAUUCUUUUGGAUGAGAAUUUCAUUCCAAAGAUUUCCGACUUUGGGCUUGCGAAAUUAUAUCCAACAGAUAAUAGCAUUGUGACUCUCACAGCUGCUCGUGGAACGAUUGGAUAUGUAGCUCCAGAGUUGAUCAGUAGAAGCAUUGGAGCAAUCUCUAAUAAAGCUGAUGUUUAUAGUUUUGGAAUGCUACUAAUGGAAAUGCUGGACUUGAAGAGAAAUGUAGUUACGACUGAAGAAAAUUCUAGCCAGUAUUUUCCUUAUUGGGUUUAUGAUAAGUUCAACAAGGGGAAAGAGAUCGUGGUAGAUGAAGAAGCAAAUGAUGAUGAAAAGAAGAUGGCUAGAAAGAUGGCUUUAGUUGCAUUAUGGUGCAUACAAACAAAUCCCGUACUACGCCCUUCGAUGAGUAAAGUGGUUGAGAUGCUUGAAGGUGAAGUUGAAAUUCUAGAAGCACCUCCUCAGCCUCUUCAAUCUCAACCGGUUGUUCCAUUGUCUCAUCAGAUCAUGGAAAGUUCCAUGACAUUUUCGUCUGAUUCAAUAGCUUUAUUAGAAAAUUCUGCUAAUGAUCCCGUUUAAUAUAGUUAAACAUAAGUUAUGAUUGAUUCAUAGUUGAUGUUAUGUUUAUGUAAAAUGACAAGUAUAGCCGACCAAACGAGUUUGGGACUGGGCGUUGUUAUUGUUGUACUAAUAAUGCCGGGGCUAGUUGCCAACCCUACAUGAUA
Molecule: messenger RNA, 2148 nt
Organism: Lycium barbarum (goji berry)
Lineage: Eukaryota; Viridiplantae; Streptophyta; Magnoliopsida; Solanales; Solanaceae
Product: rust resistance kinase Lr10-like
Exons: 3
Coding region: 122-2002 (626 amino acids)
Biological process (GO): protein phosphorylation
Molecular function (GO): polysaccharide binding; ATP binding; protein kinase activity
Source: RefSeq, a predicted model, not a curated record